CGGGAAAAAAACGAGUGCACCGCUUCAUGUCCGUUUCCCCAAUAACAUUUGUAAAGGACAUGCACAAGGCCCACACCUGCUCUAUCUAUCUUUGGCAAAGCUUACCUGGAGAGCUUCGACUGUUUAUCAAGACCUGAUCUAUGUACGUCUGUUAGCAACGAUGCUACGUAGGAGUAAAAACUUGAGCUAUGUUCUGAGCCUUGUCCCGGGCAAACGUCGUCUUGGGACAUACAGGUUCCUUCCCAUCUUUUUUUGCAUCGGAGGCGUCAUGGAGUGGAUCAUGAUCAACGUGAGGAUAGGAAAAGAGACUUUUUAUGAUGUCUACCGAAGAAAACAAUCAGAACGGGGGUACCAGAAGAAGAUGGCAGAUGGUUUGAUAGUUCUUAAUGAGCCUGCAGCCAAGUGAACAGCAGUUGGAUUUAAUGUGGACUUCACAUGUUGUCUUAAGGACGCAUUCUUGGACUCUCACACCCUUACUUCUUUGCAACAGGCUGGAAUGGACUUCAUAGCAUAUUACUGGGUUACAGCAAAUUGUAUCACAGUUAUGAACAUUGUUAAGGAGCCAAGAGUGAAAAGGCUGAAGAAAUCACUUCCAACAUGCAGGUUUUAUUGAUAAUAUGAUCUUCAGUUAAAGUAACAUUAGCAGUAAUAAUACCAUUGGCGUUAUGUGAUGAAAUAAUCCCAAUUGUGGUCUCAAAUUGAUUUGACAACAAGUUGAUGUGUUAUGUCUAAAACAUUGCAUAACACCUGCCAAGACAAACCAGUCUCAGCCAAAUUGUAACAGAAGAAAAAUACUAAAAGAGUCUCUGUAUUUAGAGACAGACAGAUGUGUUUAAUGCUGGCAGACAGCAUUUGAUAAGAAACAAAAAAAACCUCUUUCUUCCUCUUGUUUAAAUCCUGCUGUUCUGUAAUUAUAUGAUUUCUGUCUGAUUAAAAAAAACUUGGACUAUA
Messenger RNA from Micropterus salmoides (largemouth bass), 951 nucleotides. Its product is annotated as small integral membrane protein 4. NCBI's taxonomy places the organism in Eukaryota, Metazoa, Chordata, Actinopteri, Centrarchiformes, Centrarchidae. The record is from RefSeq and is a predicted model, not a curated record. The transcript has 2 exons. Bases 161 to 406 code for a protein of 81 amino acids.